Molecule: messenger RNA, 1218 nt
Organism: Cyphellophora attinorum
Lineage: Eukaryota; Fungi; Ascomycota; Eurotiomycetes; Chaetothyriales; Cyphellophoraceae
Product: Nucleoporin SEH1
Exons: 2
Coding region: 1-1218 (405 amino acids)
Biological process (GO): positive regulation of TORC1 signaling; cellular response to amino acid starvation
Cellular component (GO): Seh1-associated complex; nuclear pore outer ring
Molecular function (GO): protein binding; structural molecule activity
Source: RefSeq, a predicted model, not a curated record
AUGGACGGGAUCGAUCAGUUCGAGCCAUCGCACGAGGAUCGGGUGACAGUACUGAGCACGAACUUUGACGGAUCCAGAAUCCUUACUGCUUCUACAGAUCACCGCAUCAAAGUAUGGAGCAGAGAUGGCGACACAGGUGAAAGGCAGCUGAUCGAGACGUUCACUGCACACGAUGCGGACAUCAGAGACGCCAAGUUCACGAGCCCGUCCGUCGGCAACUAUAUCGGCACCGUGGCUGCAGAUUUGAAGUUCCAGCUAUGGGAAGAGGAUGCCUCCCAGGCAUACAACUCCGGUCGACGGUAUCGCGCCAUUGCUUCGAUACCAUCCACGCCACGCGUUCCGUUCACGUCGCUCGAUUUCAGAACGGUAGACUAUUUGUACACCUAUCUGGCUCUCAUAGACCGCCAAGGUCUUCUCUCCAUCUAUGAGCCAACUUCCGCAGAUGAGAUGAAGGACUGGACAUUGUUGGAUCAGUUCCAUGUGUGCUCUCCCGUACCUGGAAGGGGCGAUGAAACGAGCUUCAAGCUACAAUGGGACCACAACGAGUUGCCUCUCGCAUACACCAACUCGCUGUCAGAUGACAAUAAGCAGCUCAGCUUGAUCGUUUCGAGCAUGCAAGAUGUAAAGAUCUUCUGCUCGCGGGAAGAAUCGGAUAAGGACAGCACAAAUCACGAUCCAAGUGCAGGAUCGCACAGACUCACCUUCCACGAGUGCUUUCACCUCCCUGCACAUCCUGCCUUGGUGCGCAAUAUCGCCUGGAGUUCAUACAAUAUUCGUGGCUUAGAGCGAAUAGCCACAGCAUGCAAGGACGGUAUAGUAAGAGUGUUUGAGCUCUCUGUUGUACCUCAAUCCAGUCAGCAGAACGGCGAUGCAAGGUCCUCCUAUGGGAGGAGCUCCCGCAGUCGCCCCCAACCGCAGUCUUCAUUGACGCAUGCUAUUACCGGCCGAUCUGGAGGCAGCGGCGGAAGCAACUCUAUUGACCAAAGAGUGAUAGAUCUGCCCUGGACGUACAAGAUCGAAGAUGUGUCAGAGCUGCCAGGCCACGGAGACGCCUGGACGGUGACCUGGGACGGGACAGGGCAGAUCCUGAUGUCUGGUGGGAGUGACGGCGUUACGAGAAUCUGGAGAAAGAGCAUUUCCACUGGCAAAUGGAUGUUGUUCGCAGACCAAGCGGUCGAUUUCGAGGGCGAUGAUGUCGAUGAAGAGCAGGAAUCAUGA